CCCGCCCCCUCCACCGUCAACAACUGGAUUCCAGCUAUUUGUAUUUUCGUCUAGCUAGCACUGCUAGCCUGCUAGCGAUGAUUCAUUGCGUUCGUAGAAAAACGAGCGACCCAAUUUGAAUGGACGUGUAUUCAUUUUUGUUUGCUUGAAAAACACUCCAUCGAUACCGUGUGCCUAUGUGCAGCCAAUGCCAGCAAAAGGACCGACGAGAGCGGAGAGAUCGCCCUGCUUACCGUCCUUUAGCCGCCUCUGAAAGCAGCUAACACAGCUAACACCUUACGGUAGCUGGCUGACAGCUGGUUCGUUCAGCUACGUGCCUUGUAACAGUAACGUAGCUAAGAUUUACUCCCUGAAACAAUGAGUCGUCUCUGACAUUGAGAGGACUGAGGCCCAGUUGGUUGUCACAUUGGAGUAACCAGAGCCCAUAACUAGUAAGGUGGGUCUGCGGUGCUGCCAUCGAAGAUAAACGGGUGAGCCGUCAGUCAACUUGCCGAUGCACACCUGGUUUUGACCUGCGAGAGCUGCCAAUAUGAUGCCGAUGAUAUUGACGGUGUACCUCAGUGAUGGGGAACAGGCCGUGACUGAGGUGCCAAUCACUCCUGAGACGACGUGCCGGGAUGUUGUCGAGUUCUGCAAAGAGCCUGGCGAGAGCGGCUGCCACCUGGCCGAGGUCUGGAGAGGCAACGAGCGAGCGAUUCCCUUUGAACACAUGAUGUAUGAACAUCUGCAGAAAUGGGGGCCUCGGAAACAAGAAGUCAAAUUCUUCCUCCGGCAUGAAGAUUCACCAACUGAAAGCAGUGAUCAAGGGAGUCAGCAGUCUCAGGAUCAGACGAGUCGCAGAAGUGGAAACACUGGAGAGAAGCACAAUGAGAAUGGGGUGGGGAACCAGCGUGUGGAGCUCACUCUGUCAGAGCUGCAGGAGAUGGCUACGCGGCAGCAGCAACAAAUCGAGGCUCAGCAGCAGAUGCUUGUUGCAAAGGAGCAACGUUUGCGUUACCUGAAGCAGCAGGAGCGUCGUCAGCAGCAAACCGUUUCAGAGAGCGAGAAGCUGCAGAGGCUGAAGGAUCGUGUGGAGAACCAGGAGGCAAAGCUCAAGAAGAUUCGGGCAAUGAGAGGCCAGGUUGACUACAGCAAGGUCAUCAAUGGCAACCUGUCUGCAGAAAUUGAGCAAGUCAGCAGCCUGUUCCAAGAGAAGCAGGCUGAGCUACAGUCUGCUGUGCUGAGGGUGGAGCAGCUCAGCCUCCAGCUGGAGGACUUGCGGAGGGGGAAGCUCAACGGCAUACAGACUGCCCUGGGUGGCCAAGUAACCGGUGCUGCAGCCCUAGAGCUCCGUAAACUCUACCAGGAGCUUCAGAUCCGCAACAAGUUGAACCAGGAGCAAAACAGCAAGCUGCAGCAACAGAAGGAACUUCUCAACAAACGCAACAUGGAAGUGACACUCAUGGACAAGCGCAUCAGCGAUCUGAGGGAACGCCUCUACAAGAAAAAAGCUGAGGCACGUCAAAAAGAGAACCUUCCUGUAAGACUGAACAGAGCAAACGGGCCUCCCUCUCCCCAGCCAGCUCCUGGUACUCUGGGCCGUGUCGCUGCUGUCGGGCCGUACAUCCAAGUCCCCGUACCGGGCCGACAGGAAGGAGGCUACACCAUACCACCUGAUCCACUGAAACCUCAGACUCUGGGCGUUAAUAACCAAGCCAACCACGGGCGCACCAAGUCAGACGGUGUGCGAAAGCCUCCUGGCCCUUGGAAAGUGUCUGAUUUAGACAUCGUUGUGGACCCGGUACCCCCGCCCCUUCCAGAAUCACACCCGAGCACCGGAGCCUCCACUGGCUCUGACGGCACGUCCCCUAAUGAUACUGGUUGGCCUACUGUGGGCAAGACCAACACAACCCUAAAGCCUCCUGAGAGACGAGACUCAGGGACUGAUAACCAGGGCAAGAGCCCUCCCUCAGGCUCCCCCGGUGCUCCAAGUGCAGAAAAGGUGCUAGAAUCCAAAAUGGCUGUGUCCUCCCCUGCCAUAUCCAAGCCCCAGCCGCCUCCCUAUGGCUCCCACCUCAUCUCUGCAAACUCAGCCACCACCUUGGAUCGCCGCAAGGACGCACCACCUCCUCCUCGCCCGCUCCCAAACCCACCAGCUCUGGCUUGGCCCCGCGUCCCCCCCUCCACAGGCUCAUCCUCCCAGCAGAUCCAGCAGCGCAUCUCAGUGCCACCAAGCCCCACCUUCCAGCCCAACGCACCGCUUUUCCCCCCUGGGCUGAGCGAGCGACUGGAUCCUCCGCCAGCUGUUGCAGUUCGCCCCUUUAUUCCAGACAGAGGAUCGCGGCCUCAGUCGCCCCGAAAGGGCCCACCUACCAUGAACUCCAGCUCAAUCUAUCACAUGUACCUCCAGCAGGCAGCGCCAAAGAGCCAGCCACUCAAGCCUGCUCUCAAAGCAGUAUAUGGGAAGCCUGUUUUCCCCCCCAGCUCGACACCUCCCUCGCCCCUACCUUUUGUUCAGGCUGGAGGAGCCUUCCCAUUGCUCCAAGGCCAGCCCAGUGGCGAGGAUACUUUUGAUGGAGAAUUUGAUGAUCACGAUUGCUUCCAGCACCCGGAGCCCUUAGCGCCACCUCCCAGUGUGGAGAACAUCCCACGACCACUCAGCCCUACUAAGCUAACACCCAUGGUACACUCCCCGCUGCGCUACCAAAGUGACGCCGAUCUCGAGGUGCUCCGUAAAAAGCUAGCCAACGCUCCGAGACCGCUCAAGAAGCGCAGCUCCAUCACAGAACCCGAGGGUCCCAGCGGACCCAACAUCCAGAAACUGCUCUACCAGAGAUUCAACACUCUAGCAGGAGGCAUAGAGGGAAAUGGAGUCAGUGGAUCAGGAGGUGGCAACAGUGCAGGUAACGGAACACCAUUUUAUCAGCCAGCUAAUCCUCCUGGUUAUCUGGGAGACGACUCUGUGGCGGAUACAGACAAUGGCAACAUCCCCUCUGAGACGCAGCUACUGCCGCCACCAGGGGUGGAGGAUCCGGGCUCAGAGGCUCCACCUCCAUCCACUGACGCCAAUGACAAUGAGCCACUGCCCUCGCCACCAGAAGGGCUGGGGGAUCCUGCUGAAGCAGAGGAACCGGAGGACGACGACAACAACAACAACGUGGGAGGUUCUGAGGCGUCGCUGCCCAGUCCCGUGCUGGAGGUCACCACUCCAGAAGAGAGUGACACGGCGCUCUCACAGCCCCUGGAGAAGCGCACAAACCUGAAGAAGCCAAACUCAGAGCGCACUGGCCACGGCUUCAGGGUUAAGUUCAACCCUCUGGCUCUCCUGCUGGACGCCUCUUUGGAGGGAGAGUUUGACCUCGUCCAGAGGAUUAUCUAUGAGGUAUGUCAAGACUAUGUGGAGAAUCCUAGCACUCCCAAUGAUGAGGGCAUCACACCCCUGCACAACGCAGUGUGUGCGGGGCAUCACCACAUAGUGAAGUUCUUGCUGGAUUUUGGUGUGAACGUCAACGCUGCAGACAGUGAUGGAUGGACUCCGCUUCACUGUGCCGCCUCCUGCAACAGUGUCCAUCUCUGCAAGUUGCUCGUUGAGUCAGGGGCCGCGAUCUUUGCCAGCACCAUCAGUGACGUGGAGACUGCUGCAGAUAAAUGCGAGGAAAUGGAGGAGGGCUACAUCCAGUGUUCCCAGUUUCUAUAUGGUGUUCAGGAGAAGUUGGGUGUAAUGAACAAGGGGACGGUGUACGCUCUGUGGGAUUAUAAAGCUCAGAACCAGGACGAGCUGGUGUUCAGCGAGGGGGACGCCAUCACUAUUCUGCGACGACAGGAUGACAGUGAGACAGAGUGGUGGUGGGCACGACUCGAGGACAAAGAGGGCUACGUGCCCCGCAACCUGCUGGGGCUCUAUCCAAGGAUCAAGCCUCGUCAGCGUUCCCUGGCGUAGUUUCUCACUCCACUGACCUCUGGCUAACAGCUGGACUAGUGACAAAACCAAGAGCAGAGAACAAAAGAGCCUGGUGCUCGGUCUUCUUCCCGUGGCCAUAACCUCCCCCCCGGCCUUGUGCUUCUCACAAAAUCCUUUACUCUGAAGCCGUGGGCAUCGAACUUUGACACACAUAUUCACAUCUGCACACACACACACAAACACACACAACGAAACACAAGCACUCCAAAUAGAAAAUCUCUAAUACCACUCCAUCCUGACACCCCCCCCCGCCGCCUCCACAUACACACCAUUCAACCUAUUGAUCUGUCAAUUUCCCAAGUUGAUUUUUCCCCAACUCAGUGUCAGCUCUGUAUAAGACAUCAACUUGAAGAAUAAAACACUAACCCAUGACUCAAUAUGUCAUUCAUUACAUAUUUGUUCACUCUUCUUCAGCCAUCUCCAUCUCCCUAAUGCGUUAUAUGGUGACACUUGGUUUACAUGACACUUUUUGAUGACUGGAAAAAUAAUCUCUAAUGAUGAGAAGUUGCUGAUAUUUGUCAGUGAAAUGUAAUUUGAGUUAUAACACAUUGCGUGUUUUUUGUAUUAUUCCAAUUUGCCCCUUGCACGAAAAAAAAUCUCUUAACACAGAAAACUGUUUGAUUUUUCUGUAGUCUAACCACCAAAGAUAAAAGAUAAAUAUAGAUUUAACAGUUUUAAUUCUGUUUAAAUCCCCCCCCCCCAGGAAUUUGCAGAAUUGUUGUGGAGUGAGAUAAUCAAUUGAUUUGCUGCUAUCAAUAAAAAAACAGUUCCUAGGAGUUGAUCAAAAGUCCCUGUAGAUAGAAAAUGGAUUGGGGGGGAAAAUAGAAAAUGCAAGUCCUCAGUAUUAACUACAGUCAGAACAAAUCCAACUUAUUAAAGCUGAAGAUGAAUAUUUAUUGACAGCUCACAAAUUGUCACGAAUCACAUUUCAUGAACAUCAUCGCAAGAAUGUGUUUUUCAUUCAGUGUCAUCUGUGCAGAAUGUGGACCAGAAUGUGUAGCUUCAGACCAUAAACCACGAGACUUCAACAUGUAUCAGUGUAUCACAGUUUGUAUUAUUUGGUCGUCUGAUUAUCCCUAAAAGGAACUGCUCAUAUGCUGCAAAAUAUAUUGUCAUGAAAAUGGGAAACAAACAGUAUUUUUCUUUACCACAAAAGGUAACCAAAUUGAGAAGCUGUCUCUAUAGAGUGUGUGUAAAGGUCACAAAUGAUAUUUUACCUUAAGGUAUUGCAGGAAGUGUUUUAUAACAUUUAAUACCACUGUGGUGAGGCAGACAAGAAUCAGCUUCAGAGACACAAGGAUGUGUGAGAUUGUAUCAGUUUAACUAUUUUCUUUCAUAUUGAUUAACAUUCUGUCUUUUUUUUAAUAUGUCGUACCUCAGUUCAGAGAUCCAUAGUUUUUCUGACUUUUGGUACCUGAUGAUAAGAUUUUUUGCUUUUGUUACAGUUAAACUUGACAACCUGACAAAUAUGAAAUGGAGAACUCUCAUAUAUUUAAUUGAAUCCAGACACUGCACAUCAAAAACACUGAAAUGAUCACAGAUGCCAUCUAAAGGAUUUUGUUUACCCCAUUAGACAAAGUUAACACUCAAUCUCUUUUGUUCUUUUCUACAGGCUGCUAAGUAGGUCUCUGGUCGUCGAACGCUGCAGUUAUUUUUCGUUGGCUGUGUUUAACUCCACUUGAAACACUUAAUCUCAGGACCAACACGGUGCUGCUGACACUGUUCCACCACUAAACUAGUGAUCAUAGUUCUAUUUUCACUCUCAACAGAUAUCACCUUCAUUUGAGCACCGAACCAAACUAAAGACAGGCAGUCCAAAUUAAUAAUAAUUUUAAAAAAAACAACAACCAUGGGCAUCAAUUGAUAGAUGAAGAGACAGUUAUUGUGUCUGAAAAGUAAAUGUUCAGGUUCAGACUUCAUUUUGCUUCAGACAAUCCUAAAUUUGCCCAGUUCUCUUCCUCCAGCUGCCCCCUUUCAGGUAAACACCAUUACAGUAACACUAAUACGUGUGCCGUCAGUCACAUUUCUGAUCUGGAGUCCAUCAACUUGUUCUGAACCUUGAGUGACUGAGUGUUAUGCCAAGUGUGCUAGUGGCCCAGGCUUUAUCAUGGCUUAACUUGUACAUAGUGUGAGGAGAUCUGUUAUAUGUUUGCUGUAUGGACAAGUGAGCUUUCUGUAUACUCACACAUUCAAUUCUGUAAAUGUCAACAAUAAAACCGAAGCUCUGGCAUGA
Dicentrarchus labrax (European seabass) is the source of this 6173-nucleotide messenger RNA. It is a transcript of the gene ppp1r13bb, whose product is annotated as protein phosphatase 1, regulatory subunit 13Bb. The coding region runs from base 530 to 3919 and encodes 1129 amino acids. The transcript has 19 exons. Gene Ontology annotation, molecular function: p53 binding. Gene Ontology annotation, cellular component: nucleus. The record is from RefSeq and is a predicted model, not a curated record. NCBI's taxonomy places the organism in Eukaryota, Metazoa, Chordata, Actinopteri, Moronidae. Gene Ontology annotation, biological process: regulation of apoptotic process.